CUGCGCGCACCUGCCGAUCCCGAUCCGCCCAUUGACGCAAUAGCCCUCACAUCGACCACCUCAACAACAACCCUCAUCUCUCCUUCCUCCGAGCCUCCGCCGUCCUUCCUCCCCUUUCUCCUCCGCCCCUCCGUCACGGCUCUGCCACCAUCUCAAUUCUCCGUCAUGCCUCUCCACGCCGAGAGGCCCAUUGUGCGCGUCGAGCCUGGCUCGAUGCACACCAUCGAAACCCGCAAUCCCGAGAAUCUCUUUGGCCUGUGGUCCGUCUUCUCAAAAUGCUCCCCCGCCAUGGAGGAUGGGAAGAGAUAUGAGAAUCUCGCCUGGCGAUUGUGGUCCCGCGAGACCUUCUGCUGCGCCCACGAUCACACCUUCCCCCCUAGGUGGUCCUUCGACCGUCGCGUUACUGGAGAUGCCGCUGAACCCCCAGAGCUCUCCUCCAGCGUAGCCUCCGACGACUCCAUCUCAGACAGCGCCAUCACGGCCACCACCCGCUCCAACUCCUCCAUCUCCCGCCCCAAACUCGGUCGACAAGACUCGACUGCGAGCCAAGCGCGUGGUAAGCAUACUACGCCCAUCGACCUCGAAAAGGUCGUGAGCUCCAUACAAGAGAGGAAGGCCAUCGAGCCCCUUUCCCCGCUUCCCGAGCUGCUGGCAAGGCCGGUCCUGCUCCCUACCACGAAACCCUCCGAAAACACAACCCCCCGACCAUCCUCUCCUCCGCGCGUGCGCUACGUUCCCCAGUCUUCGUCGACAGUCGCUACUGCAGUAGAUAGCAACUCCACCAGCCCCCCUGUUGGCUCUGAUACGAGCGCCUGCACCGAGGUCAGCACCCACAGCGUCGUGCACGGCUUCAGCCCUACACACAUCUCCACCUCGAUACGCUCCAGCACGAAUCUGAACCCGAACCCUAUCCUCAAGAACAGCGUGGUGCCGAGAUCAGAGUUUCCCAAGGUCGAUCUCGCCAAGAAGAAGAAGACGGUCUUCACGCUCGGUGGCUCCUCCGACGAAGAUACCCUCAGUUCCUUUGAACACUCGUACAUGGCCAAGCACACUUCACUGUCCGACAACAUGCAGAGGUCAGGCCCCAUGAGCAAAGUGACCUCCUUCAAGGAGGAUGUCACUACCCGCACCUUCCAGGAAGCGUCCGAGGAAAGCGAGGAAGCCAUCGAGACGGAGAGCGAGGAAGACUCGGACGAUAACGCCAUCGAGGAUGACGAUUCAGACGACGAGGACUGGGAGGACGACGACAACAGCGGGCCCAGCAGCCUCAACGAGAGGGAAAUGUUCAAGCGAGUGGAUUCCAAGCCGAACCUGACCUCGCGACGAUCCCUCCUCACCACCCUCAUGCACGAACGCGACCGUGCGAGCGCGCUGCAGAACGCCGCAUCCCGCUCAACCCCAGCGAUUCGUCGAUCACGAGCCUCGAGUCCAAACGGCCCUUCGACCGGCGUCUCUCCCCCAGAAGAUGGCGGCCUGAUGAUGCGGACCCAGGUUCCCCGCUCCAAGCCCAUCAUCAUGACCACGUCGAACGUGCAUCCCCCGGCACUGUCGCCGCGCACCACCCGCCGCAACAUGCUGCAGACCGAGCUCACCCAGUCACUCCGCCAGAAUCUCCUCUGGGAGAGGCAGCAGAAAAACUCGACAAAGAAUGCAGUCAACAAGCGCGCUCAGAGCGCAGUCAAUCUCCCUGCCCUGCGCCGCGCCAUGACUACAAGUGACAUCCAAAACAUGAAUGGCCGCGACGCGCUACCUCCCGCGCUCCGGUCGUCGACCAUUCGGGAAGCGGCCAAGAACAGCUCCUUCAACGAUUAUUUCGACCAGGGCCUCGGAGAGUACCACCACAAGGGAUGGUAGUAUACUCGGUGGCGAUUCCACCUUUUUCCGUUUACAUUGCAUUAUUUGACUUUUUAGCGGCAUUGCCAUGCUGAAGCAUGGCACAGAGGCGUUUUUUUGGUUUUUUUUAUUUCUACUGCGAUUGAUCCAGCUAUCCCUAUCGAAGCGGACGCCGCAGCAU
This is a messenger RNA of Westerdykella ornata, 2014 nucleotides long. Its product is annotated as DUF1752-domain-containing protein. Gene Ontology annotation, biological process: negative regulation of transcription by RNA polymerase II; mitochondria-nucleus signaling pathway; regulation of nitrogen utilization. The transcript has 3 exons. The record is from RefSeq and is a predicted model, not a curated record. NCBI's taxonomy places the organism in Eukaryota, Fungi, Ascomycota, Dothideomycetes, Pleosporales, Sporormiaceae. The coding region runs from base 166 to 1854 and encodes 562 amino acids. Gene Ontology annotation, cellular component: cytoplasm.